CGCGUCCUCUGCCACACCCGCGUCGCAUCCUUACCCCCAUUGAAGCAUAUUUUGCUCCUCGCCCUCCUUCUUCAUUCUGUUUGCCCUCCCCCUCCUCAUCCACACCCCAUUCAGUCGUACCCCCGCUUGGAUCGGAACACCCCAUUGCAAAGCACCAUGUCCAAGGUCAUCGUCGUUGGCGGAGGUCUCUCCGGUCUCUCAGCCGCUCACACGCUGAUCGACCGCGGCGCCAAUGUCGUUGUUCUCGACAAAAACGGUUACUUUGGUGGCAACUCAACCAAGGCCACGUCAGGCAUCAACGGAGCCGGCACCACCACUCAGGCCAACCUCGACAUCCGUGAUACGGCUAAGACCUUCUUCGAAGACACUAAGAAGUCCGCCGCCGAUCUUGCCCGCGAUGACUUGAUCAAGGUUCUCACCUACAAGUCCGGCGACGCUGUCACCUGGCUCCAGGAUAAGUUCGGCCUUGCUCUCGACAAGAUCAGCAGGCUAGGUGGCCACUCGGAAAUGAGAACGCACCGUUCUGGCGCAGGUGGAAAGUUCCCAGGUAUGGAGAUCACCAUGGCGCUCAUGGACCUUGCCGAGGACGAGGCCAAGAACCGCCCCGACCGCUUCCAGAUCAUUCGCAAGGCCGAUGUCAAGCAUCUUAUCUAUGAGAACGGCAUUGUCAAGGGUGUCGAGUAUGAAUUGAACGGCCAGCGCCACCAGGAGUACGGGCCAGUUAUUCUCGCCACCGGUGGCUACGCCGCCGACUUCUCCGACUCUGGCUCACUGCUUAAGGAAUUCAAACCCGAGUACUUCAACCUGCCGACGACCAAUGGCGCCCACUGCACUGGUGACGGCCAGAAGAUGGUUCGCGCCAUCGACGGAAGCCUCAUCGACAUGGAAAAGGUCCAGGUCCACCCGACCGGUCUCGUCGAUCCCAAGGACCCGGACGCUAAGGUCAAGUUCCUUGCUGCCGAAGCGCUCCGUGGUUGCGGUGGCCUGCUAGUCGAUAACGAGGGCCAGCGCUUCAUCGACGAACUUGAGAAGCGUGCCGUCGUUACGGCCGCCAUGUGGAAGCACGACAAGUUCCCCGUUCGGCUGAUCCUCAACGGCGAGGCGUCACGCGAGAUCGAGUGGCACUGCAAGCACUACCAGGGCCGCGGGCUGAUGAAGCGCUUCGAGACGGUCGAGGAGGUCGCCAAGGACAUGGGCAUCGAUGCGAGCAAACUCAAAUCCACCUUUGACGACUACAUUCAGAUCGGCAGCGGCAAGAAGAAGGACCCCUUCGGCAAGCGCUUCCACCACAACUGGAACAUGAAGGAGGGGCCGUACUAUGUCGCGCUCAUGACGCCUGUUCUCCACUAUACGAUGGGUGGUGUCGAAAUCAACGACCAGGCUCAGAUCCUGUCCAAGUCUGGCAAGCCAAUCCCAGGCCUGUACGCCUGCGGUGAGCUUGCCGGCGGUGUGCACGGCGCGAACCGACUCGGUGGCUCGUCCCUGCUCGGUUGCGUCGUCUACGGCCGCGUCGCUGGUGACGCUGCCAGCGCUUACCUACUGGAGGGUAUCUCAACCGGGAAGAUCGCCGCUGGGCGUGCGGCCCAGAUCCAGCAGCAGCUCGAAACGCGCGUCCGCGUCAACCCAGAGACGUCCAGUGUUAACGUCAGCUUCCACUGGGCCCCCGAGGCGGGAGUGUUGAGCAGCAGCGGCAGCAGUGGCGUGGCGCAGACCGCACCUGCAGCGCAGUCGAACAGCUCGUCUGCUUCAUCUGGGAGCGAGCAGCCGGCACAGCAGGAGCUCAAGGAGUACACACUCGAUGACGUUGCCAAGCACAACAAGGACGAUGACGUCUGGGUCGUCGUCAAUGGCAAGGUGCUCGACGUGACCAAGUUCCUGCCGGAUCAUCCUGGCGGAGAAAAGGCCAUCCUGCUGUACAAGGGCAAGGAUUGCUCGGAGGAAUUUGAGAUGAUGCACGACGAGAGCGUCAUCGCAAAGUACGCUCCGUACGUCCACAUUGGCAACCUUAAGCAAUAAAUCCACACGCUCGCUCGCACGCCAAGCAAGCGUGCUUUCAGGCAAAUCGAAUCGAAGGCAGCGGCGACAUGUGUUUUGCUUCUUUUGGGUUUCUUGGGAGAGUCCAUGACGCAUUGAUCUUGUAGCGCAGCGCUCCACUCCCUCUCUCGUGAAUCGGAUCCACAGCAUUCUAGAAA
Molecule: messenger RNA, 2192 nt
Organism: Tilletiaria anomala UBC 951
Lineage: Eukaryota; Fungi; Basidiomycota; Exobasidiomycetes; Georgefischeriales; Tilletiariaceae
Product: Flavocytochrome c
Exons: 5
Coding region: 157-2016 (619 amino acids)
Molecular function (GO): FMN binding; heme binding; oxidoreductase activity
Source: RefSeq, a predicted model, not a curated record